Messenger RNA from Cuculus canorus (common cuckoo), 8680 nucleotides. RefSeq names its product SUFU negative regulator of hedgehog signaling (gene SUFU). The coding region runs from base 420 to 1778 and encodes 452 amino acids. Gene Ontology annotation, cellular component: cytoplasm; nucleus. The transcript is spliced from 13 exons. The record is from RefSeq and is a predicted model, not a curated record. Gene Ontology annotation, molecular function: transcription factor binding. Lineage: Eukaryota; Metazoa; Chordata; Aves; Cuculiformes; Cuculidae.
CGGGUCCGGGUCGGGGUCGUUCCCUUCGCUUUUCCCGCCAGGGCUGCAUGGCAUCUACGGCGAGUGUCGGCGCCUGUACCCCGAGCAGCCCAACCCGCUGCAGGUCACCGCCAUCCUCAAAUACUGAUGUUCAAGCUUGAUGAGUUUCCAGUCACCUUGAUUUGGGAGUCACCACUUCUUUUCUAACAACAACUUAAAACAACACUGACCAGACUGGCGUAAGAUUUGUGUGGGAUGGAGGGAAGUUUAGAUACGGAAUGGAGAAUGACAGAGACCCCUGUUUGAGAAGAAACCUUGCUCCUUCUUUGCUUAAGGAUUUUGUUAGGGCUUCACUGCAAGUAGAGCUCAAGCACUAGAAGAAGUGCUCUUGGCUGUGAUGGCCAGUUGCAAGGAAGAAGUAAUUUGAAGGCCUGUUUAUCAUGGCAUUUUCCACUUCACCGUUCUUCCGACUGUCAGCUCAGCCAGCAGUGAGAGCUGAGAGCUUCUCUCAUAGAAAUUGGAGGUUGGGAGGACCUGACCCUCUGGACUACGUUAGCAUGUACAGAAACCUGGGAAACCCAGCGCUGAACGUUCCUGAGCACUGGCACUAUGUCAGCUUUGGGUUAAGUGACUUGUAUGGAGACAACAGAGUACAUGAAUUUACGGGAACAGAUGGACCAAGUGGUUUCGGAUUUGAGCUGACAUUUCGACUAAAGAGAGAAACGGGAGAGUCGGCACCACCUACCUGGCCAGCAGAGUUAAUGCAGGGCUUGGCCAGAUAUGUCUUCCAGUCAGAAAACACCUUCUGCAGCGGUGACCAUGUAUCAUGGCACAGCCCUUUGGACAACAGUGAAUCAAGGAUCCAGCAUAUGUUACUGACAGAAGACCCUCAGAUGCAGCCAGUGCAGACUCCUUUUGGGGUUGUUACUUUCCUACAGAUUGUUGGGGUUUGCACUGAGGAACUACAUGCGGCUCAGCAAUGGAAUGGGCAAGGGAUCUUGGAACUGCUUCGAACUGUCCCGGUGGCUGGAGGCCCCUGGUUGAUAACAGAUAUGCGAAGAGGAGAAACAAUAUUUGAGAUUGACCCACAUCUGCAACAGGAGAGAGUCGACAAAGGGAUUGAGACAGAUGGCUCAAACCUGAGUGGAGUGAGUGCCAAAUGUGCCUGGGAUGAUCUCAGCCGGCCUCCAGAGGAUGACGAAGACAGCAGGAGCAUUUGCAUUGGGACUCAGCCACGGCGGCUUUCUGGGAAAGAUACGGAGCAAAUCAGGGAGACUUUGCGGAGGGGGCUUGAGAUUAACAGCAAACCUGUUCUACCUCCGAUAAAUACACAAAGACAGAAUGGGUUGAACCACGAUCGAGCACCAAGCCGUAAGGACAGUUUAGAAAGCGAGAGCUCAGCAGCUAUCAUUCCUCAUGAGCUAAUCCGCACGAGACAGCUGGAGAGCGUACACCUGAAAUUUAACCAGGAGUCUGGAGCUCUCAUUCCUCUCUGUCUAAGGGGAAGGCUCUUACAUGGACGGCACUUUACAUAUAAAAGUAUUACAGGGGACACAGCAAUCACAUUUGUGUCAACGGGAGUAGAAGGAGCCUUUGCUACAGAAGAGCAUCCCUAUGCUGCACACGGACCUUGGUUACAAAUCCUAUUGACUGAAGAGUUUGUAGAGAGAAUGCUGGAAGAUUUAGAAGAUCUGAAUUCUUCAGAGGAAUUUAAACUUCCAAAGGAGUACAGCUGGCCUGAAAAGAAACUGAAAGUUUCCAUCUUGCCAGAUGCUGUGUUCGACAACCCGCUGCAUUAGAGCUGAAUUACACCCUUCUAACAACUGGGAGAGCCAAGUUACUGUCCAUUACCCAGUGACUCACAGGAUAAUUAAUGCAGUAAAAACUCUGCCUGCAAAUGAAAGAGUUUGCUGCACAACCACUGCAAACAGAGGAGAAGCUACUCAGCACCAGCCCAGACCGAACUGAGCCCUUUGCUUUAUCCUUCUCAAGGCUGAGCUCUCUGGGAACAGCCUGCGUAUGUGUGAGUGCGAGUGAGAAAUAUUUAACUAUGAAAAUUAGUAGUAAGAAUCCUUUCUCCUAGCUACAGAACUCCCCUCUGCCUUAGCCCAGGGUGUAGACGCUCUGCACGCCUGUAUUUACACAUGCAUUUCUGCCAGGUGUGAGCCUAUAAUCCAUGGAUUAAAUGUUCUUUACGUGACUCUGGAGUCCUUUUGUUAGCCAAACUUUUACUGACUGCAGAACUGUUCUCCCAUGUGCUAUUUUUUUUUCUCUUUUCAGAAACGGAAUGGUAUUUCCCCUGUUUAAAGGAGGCCAAAAGCUCACAUGCUUGAAGCUGAACAGAUUUAAAGAUGAACUUUCUAGUUCAGUCAAGAAAAACAAACCCAGAUCCUCCCUGCCCUCAAAUUAGGCAUGUUUUAAGUGUUGGUCUUGGUGCUAUUAGCUAUGGUAUCGCUGCAAACAGAGGCAACUUUAUUCUCGCGCAUCCUGUCCUUGUGCCUGAACCCCAGGGAAGGUUGCAACCUCUGGUUUUGCACAAGGAGGAGGAAGAAGGCUACCGGGGCGGGGGAGAUCUCCUGUUUACAGUGUGUUUAUCUUUAAAGAGAUACUGUCAAGUAUUUUUUCCUUGCUAUUGUACAGAAUUUGAGAAGCUAGAAAGGACCAUUUGUUCACAGGGACAACUUCAGCAGCUCUGCAGGAUCCAGAGGGCUGCUUGAAAGCAUAUGAAAUGGAGAUCUCCACUGCCCUGGUGUAGCAGAGAGGAGACAGCCUCAAUAAAGCCAACUGUUCUCACUAUUCCAGCAGGGUUGUGCCGUAGUGCAGCUCCAUUUUCCCCUCUAGCCUCAUGGUGGUGGCUCCUGUAGCUGAUGUCCCUCCUUUCAGAUAGACUUGAACUGUAAAGCAUCAGAAUCAGUUUGAAAAGACCCUCUCUCUAGAUCACUGUGGCUUCUUCCUUGGAGCAAAAUGUGGUGUGCAGAGGAGAUGGUCUCUGCAGGAUCAGGUUGGGUCCCUGCAUCAAGAUGCUGGCCCCUGUGGGUAUGCUGCAGCAAACGACCUCAGCCUUUACUCUCUGCUGCUGUUGCAGUUUGUCUCUGAUGUGUAUUCCCUGAGCCUUCCUCUGCCCAUUGUCUUUUGGUGACAACUCUUCACAUCCUUGUCAGGGGAGGUGCAGCUUUCCUUCCACCCCAUUCUGCCUACAAGCUAAUUUGGCGAUUUAUGCGCAAUUGCUAUGUGAUCUAUAACACAAGUAUAACAAAAGCUUUUAACACUUAACUCCCCUGAUCAAACAGCAAAGUCCAGGAGGCCUCACAGUACCCCAGGGUUUGUUUUCUGAUUUAAUUUCUUCCUGGCACAGUCAGCUUUGAUGUUUUUUGCAUAUAUUUGAGGCUGGUUAAUGUUGGUCAAGAAGCAGAGGUAGGAGCCACAAAGCUUUCCUUGGACUUGCUACAGAAUUCCGCUGUGGCCUCAGGCAAGUCACUCAAUGUCUCUCUGUGCAGAGAGGGUGAUUAUUGACUAGGAGGCUGUAGGACCUACCGAAGCAUGCCAGGGUUUGCAGGGGAAGGCGUGCUUUGUGUACAAAGUAGUAUUUGUAUUAUUAUAAUUGUUGUUAUAUUAUAAUUUAAGGCAGGCCAAAUGCAGGGUCCAACACUGCUCGGCAGAACCUUCCUUUCUGCAAAGCUACGAAAGCAAUUUACAUGUAAAUGAGUUUGUCAUUUUGUCUGAACUCAGAGGAUCAUCUUAAAAUCCUGCUGCAAAAGAACAAACUUUGAGAUAUCUGCAUGUGCCAGCCAGAGUGAUUUCUGUGGCAGACUGCGUUCAUCCGUGGGAUCUCUUGGCCAGUUUUCAUUGUCCUGGUUAGCACUAACCAUCCCUCCUGCGCUGUCGAUGUAUAAGUAGGGGACAGCAUGGGCAAGAAAGUGGCAUGAAAAUGUACCAGUCCAGCUUCAAAAAUGACGUUCCGAAGUGUCCCACCACAAGAUAGUGAACAAACAGACAAUUGUGGAAUUGUGGCAGUUGGGAAAAAGGGAAGGGCAGCGACUACAACUUCGUCCCAAAGCCAUCCACCAACAGUAGCCCAUGGACUGCUCGUGUAUGAGCUUGCUGGGGGUGCCUGCAGCAGAGCUGGCCUGUUGCCAUGAUGCUGGCUGCUAUUCCUUGUUUCCAGAUGCUAGCUCUCAUUAAAAGGAGCUUAAAAUCCUCAUCUUGGUGGAGAAGGGACAUUUGGAAGGUCAAUUGUUGCUGUUCCUGCAGAGAUCAGCACGGGGCAGGGUGAAGUCCAUCAGAACCUCUCCGGGCUCUGACACACAUCUGGAAAGCUUAGGGCCUCCUGCCCUAUGAACUCUUUGAGCCUUCGCAGAGGGGAUACAGUGCUGUACGCAGGGAAAGCGCCUCCUCCAAGCUGACUUGUGCUCCAGUUCUGCCUUUCUUAUGUGUAUGUUUUCCUCACCGUAUUUACUCUCAUCAGAUCCUCUGGCUUGGGUUUUCAUUGACUUCAGAGGGAGCAGGCUGAAUGCUUUUGAAAAUCCACCCAGUAUCUUCGUGCGCGUGUAUUUUUGUUCCAUGUCAUGUAUUUAUAUAUAGUUCUGUGUAUUUGAGUUAUGAACAGGUGGCAUGCCAGAAAUCUCUAUUUCUGAGACACUUUCUCACAGAUCUUUGUUGGUAGCCAGAUAACAAUUGAGGGGAAGGUUUGAAGGGAAGGAAAUGAAAUCUUCCUAUUUAGUUAAGGGGGAAAAUAACUGCUAAAGUAGAAAUCUGUCUUGCUGUUGGACCAGCUGUAGGAGGUAAACUAGUGAAAGUCCUGUCACCUCCAGGAUCGUGUUGCUGCCUCUCAACAGUUAUCUAAGAAUAAGACGCAAGUCAGUAUCAUGAAGAGCUGUGCACCCACAGGACCUCCCCUCCCCUGAUUCACAUCAAGUUUGCAGCCGUGCCAAAGUCUUACUCAUUGGCAAGUAACUGAGAUCUCGAGUUUGGAUAUUUUCAUCUUGGGGAAAGAGGACAUGCCUGUGUGUGAAGGAAAUGGAAAAGAAACCGUUGUAUUUUAGUGAGUGAGUAGUCUGAAAAAGGGAAAUGCAUCACUGUUAGUGAACGCCACAGUAUUUUUCUAGCCCAAGCCUGCUGAGAUCGUUGAUCUGCUGGUGCAUUUUUUUCCUAGAUUGUGCAGAAGGUCUGAGGCAGGACUAUAUGAAACCAAAACCUGUGAGGCUUGUGGGGCUGAAGGCAGUGAUCUGAAUGGAAAUGAAUGCAGUUUAGAAGCGGCAAGUACAGAUUUUCUCCCUCACGGAGAAAUCUUGCAAUGCAGGUCGAUAGGGAUGUUUCCAAAGAUGAAGAGCCUUAUGGCAGACCCGCAAUGCCUUGAAAAUCCAACAUGUGACAGCAAUUCUGAAACAAGAGAAGUCCUGAAAGCCAGGACUACUCUCCCUCUCAACUUGUGAUUAAAAACAGGAGGAGGAAUGUAUCAUUUCAGUACUAAAGUAUGUGGAAUACGCUCUGAGCGGAGCAGUCAGCCUUGUAGCUGGUGUGACCUACAGUGAUAUUUUCUGUGGCUUAGAUAGGUGGUGCCUGCUGUUUAUAAUGGCUUUGAGGGUGGUGAUGUAUUGGUUUUACUGUACAUAGAUCUGCCAACAGUGAUUUGUAAUUAUAUUCUGAAGCUCUUCACUUCAGAUAUUCAGUUGCUCUUGGAUGGCUUUUGAAAUGACACCAUCAGGUCAUCAAAUGGUCUUUGAAGAAGCGAGGGGGUUGUUGUUUCUCACAUGCAACCAGCAGAAAUAUUUAGGGUGUGUAGCUUUUAAAAAAAGUAGUUGAGAGCAAUGCUUGGCUUGGAUGGGGCAGAUUGCGGGGGAGAGGUUGUGUGUGGUGGGAGCAGGUUAGCAGCCUCCCUCCGGCACCCACAGCUCAGGCUUGUCGAAGGCAGCACAGUCCUUAUGCAUCUCAGGCACUGCAAGGGGAGCUAGCCUGGGGUCAAGGAAGCUAAAAACCAAAUGAGAAUCAUGAGGGCUUUGGCACAGCUUGGGGCCCUGCAGACAAGUCCUCAUUUCCACACCAGGACCCACUGAGGUCCAGCAUGGAUGCAAGCAGCUGGCCACACACAUCCCGCUGUGUGUUCACACUCUGGCCUGUACCCACUGCUGCUGCGUUAGCUGCCUCUGUGGUUGAGUCGAAGAUGGGGAGUGGCAAUGUGGCUGCUUCAGUCUCAGUUCUUAUUCUAAUUAGUGUGAGGUGAAGAGCAGAGCUGGUGCUCGCUGCCCCUUGUGAGAACCUUCAGGCUGGUCACUGAGUGAGCUCUCUUGCUCACCCACUGUCCCUUCAUUUCAUCUAAUGUCCCCCCAGCUCCUCACAGAAACCUUCCUCAGAUGCUUCACUGAUUUGGCUGAUUGCAUGCUUCUCAGGAGGCUUUCCUAGAUGACAGUUCGGCAUGGGAUUGUGUUUUGUCUGUCCUGAUGCCUUCUCCCCGCUCGUAGGUAGGCAUCUGGGGUCUGUGACCUACUUUACCAGCUUGUGUCUGUCCAGGGCAAGGGAGCGUCAUGUAGAGUGGGGAGAAGAGAUCCAUAGACCUUCAGACCAGAAGAAACCUUUAGACCCAUGUCCACUUUUCUUUAGCCAAGGGCACAGCCUGGCGCCCAAAGGCUCCACUGUAUGAAGCCUCAGCCUUCAGCCCCUGCUGCAUCGCGGCCAGGGGAGGGGGUCCAGCACCACGAGAGCCCUUCCACCUCCUGCAGGCUUGGUCCCCUGUGUGACUGCCCUCCAUUUAGAGUAUAUAUUGUGCCUUAAUUCUCUCCAUGAGUGAAGCUGUGAGGGCAGAUGAACUGUAGAGCAACAAGGAGUCCCCUUCUGUGCAUCUGUCCCUAGAUAAACGCCAGCCUGCACCGCAGCCACACUGUAUCCAAAAUAAUCUCAAAAUGUACAUUUGCCAGUGGGGUUCACAUCCCAAGAUUUUACAGCUGGAUUUAGGUCUCUGGGACCGUGGCAGCUUUUAACGGGCUCUGUAGCAACCUUCUAUUUUUAAAACGUUUAUUUUCUGUUGCGCAGAGCCUAGUUGUUCUCUUUUCUUUAAAAAAAAAACAACCCUUGUGUUCGACAUGAGUCCAAAAUUUCAAAUGGAGAAUAAGCCUGAGGUUGCACAUGUGUUUUAAACCUGGCCCCGCGUCGACCUGUCUGUGUCAGGCAGUGAACGUGUCGUGCGUCGUGCUUCACCGCCUCUUCAUUUCUACCAUGAUUCUGUUUCCCCUAAAAUCACUGACAGACCAUAAAGUCACUGUAAGAGGCACAUCAGUUCAGAAACAUCCCUUCUAGUCCUUCCUUGUCCCUCACCAGAAGACCACGGCAUCGUUCUCCGUUUGGUUCGCAGGGCCCUGAUAGCAGGAGAGGAACCUCAGCCCAGAAAGGGCUGCACGUGGCAGAUGUGGCAGGCAGUGCCUGGUUGGUUUAAACUGAUGUCCUGAUGCUGUGUCUCCCCUCUUUAAAUAGAAAAAAAGAGAGACAAUGAAAACACAGCCUCGAAAUGCUGGAGGAAUAUUUCCUGUCGAUUGUUGUGUUUUGCAAACACUGGUCUUUUCUCUCCCUCUGCUCCCGGCAAGGCUGGAGAUGAAAAUGGCUCCUUUGUUCCUUUCCCUGGGGCCCAACUGCAGCAAAAGUGCGGCUCCGGAAACCCUCUGCUGCACGAGCAGCGAGGGUGGGAGGGACCGAGCUGUCGCCGUGUGUGGUAGGUCCUACAUAAACACGGCAUGUGUUGACAAUGCCGUGGGCAGGAUGGGCACAGAAGGACUUCGCGGUGCUGGCGACGAAGCUCCCGCGCCGUUCCUCCUACGGCAGCAAACGGGCUGCAAAACCUGUGAGGGGCAGAGGAAGGGGAGGCGGGUGUGAGUGGUCGUGUUGUCCCAGCAGUGACUGAUCACAAGCUCGGGGGUUCCAGGCCCUUUUGUUCUCAGCCUCUGGCUUUCCCAAAGCAGCAGUUUGUGGCCCUGUGGAAGCAAACAUCCCACUGGCAGCUUGUACUGAUGCCUCGGCCCCUGCACCGGGCUGUUCCUUGCUCCCAUGCAGCUCUGGAGUGCCAGUGCUCUGCGUUUGGCCAUGAUCACACUCCAAAACUAGUUUAGUCAUUUGAAAUCCUUCUCUCAUCCAGACUAAGUUGAACACACUAGCUUUUCCCUUUUUUUCAAGGGAUGGAUGUUUUGCCAUUUGCUGGGGACAGUACGUGUUUUGUACGCUGGAUGGCUUCUGCAAAACCUAGAGUGAAGCCAAGCUACCCAGGGCAGGGAACGCAGGAUGAUGGGGACCACAACGAACCCCAGUCACCGGCACUGCCCUCGCAGCCUGGAAGUGAACCUUUCUGUAGUUCAGCCGUGUGCGUGUGCGAGUGUGUGCGGUCUGCGUGCACGCGGUUGCGUGGAGUGAGGAGCCUGAGGAUGCUGCUGGUGGGGCUGGAAGGAGCUCACAUUUCUGCAGCCGGCGUAUCUAUACCUUGUAGAUGGCCUUUCUUCCCCCUCCCCUCCUCUUUUUUUUUAUAAAAGACAAAAAACAAAUGGAAAGCUAAACUAGCAGAGGUUUUUAAAUAUUUUAUAUUAGUUUCUAAUGUAAAUUCCUACAUUGUUACUGCAGUGCUGGGUGUGUUUCGCCUGCACGUGACUUUUUGUAAUAUUUUUGUGAAUCACUAAAUGUUUUUUUCCUCCCGUGUAUUCUAAGUGCAUUAAACGUAUUUGCAGAA